AAUUUCUAACACUUGAUAAGUUUAAUUCCUAUUGUAUAAAAGCCUAGUUUUUUAAACUCUUAACCAUUCUCAAGUUCAACCUGAAGAAUAAACAAUCCAAAAUGGUAUUCAAAGCAGUACUUUUCGUCUGCGCUCAGGCGCUUAUGCUGCAGUCCAUCUCCGGACAGUGCAUCGGCGCCGGCUGGGGAGCUGCGCCUUACGCCGGCACUUGGGCAGGCGCUCCCUUCGGUUCUGCCGGUUUCUGCGGCGCUGAGCUGAUCGCCACUCCCGCUUUCUCCGGCGGCGCUCUCCCAGUCGCCAGCGCCUCCGCUAUCCCACCGAACGGAGUUUCCGUGCUGUCAGAGAAUGCUUAUUGCGGAGAGCUCGCCGUCCGCGGCGCUCUGCCUUUCUUGGGAACUGUGGGCCUAGAGGGCGCCCUGCCAACUGCUGGUGCUGGUGCGGUCGCGUAUGGUUGCGGCAACGGAGAAGUCGCUAUGUUGAGCGAAGACAUUGGUGCUGCUGGUUUCGCCGGUGCCGGUAUCGGCCCCUUCGGUUACGGUAACGGCUACGGAUACGGCUACAAUGGUCUGGCCGGAACCACCAUCGACCGCGUGGGAUGCGGGUGCGGACGUGCCGGCUUCUACUAAGAAGGGCGAAGAUGAUGUUCGUAAAAAACUGGAUAAUAAAUUGUGUAUUAUCAUUUGAA
Molecule: messenger RNA, 685 nt
Organism: Pararge aegeria (speckled wood butterfly)
Lineage: Eukaryota; Metazoa; Arthropoda; Insecta; Lepidoptera; Nymphalidae
Product: chorion class B protein M3A5-like
Exons: 2
Coding region: 102-626 (174 amino acids)
Biological process (GO): multicellular organism development; chorion-containing eggshell formation
Cellular component (GO): egg chorion
Molecular function (GO): structural constituent of egg chorion
Source: RefSeq, a predicted model, not a curated record